AGGUACCGUACCCAUAUAUAUACUCGAAUAUAUUAAGUGUAUAAUCUAUGACCGUACCUACCUAGGUAUUGAGUCAGGAAUACCGUAGUUCUUUUACUGAUUCAGAAAACUAAAUGUAUUUGCCUUUACACGAUGUUUCUGAAACAAAAUAUUACUUUCGUAUUUCAGCAAAAGUGUGCUUCCUUACCGUUUCAGUACCAUUAGUUGCUUUCCUUUGUUGUGUGAUAAUAACGAUGGUUAAAGAUUUUGAAGAAGCGAAUAAUACACACUGUAAAGUGCCAAAUAUAUUUCCCUCAAUAUCAGCGUCUGUUGGUAACUUCGAACCCCAAAGUACGAUAUGGAAAACCGCAAUUUACAUACAUGCACCUCUCAGGUUUUACAUUAUAUCGUUGCGAUGGAAAUAUUAUAAAAAGGUUAUUAGAUCCGAAUGUUUAUUUUUAGUUAAUUUAGCUGUAACUCUAAAUGUGCUGGAAAACCUGUCCCUACUAGGCUUAACACACUGGACAUCUUCUAGCAAUUAUCCAUAUCAUGAAUCUUGUUUCAAAACAUUCAUUGGUGCAUCAGUAUUCUAUAUGCUAUUAACAUGCAUUAUGCUUUCAAAUUGUCGUCGGAGAUCUAAGUUAACAAAUAAAGAGAAAUACUCAGUUAAGUUGAAAUGGAGAGCUUUCUCUCUUAAUGUUACUUCAUUUGCAUGUGCAGCAAUAUUCUUUUUAAGGCACAAUAGAUUCUGUGAGCCUUAUGUCUACUCAAUGUUUGGUUUUUCGGAGUACAUAGUAGUUAUGAGCAACAUUUUAUUCCACUUAACAAGUGUGUACGAUCUUCAAAUAAAGUUCAUUUAUUUGACAAAAAGAGGCCUGAUAACUGAGUAAUAGUAGAUCGGGAAAGAGGAAAAGAUUAUGAGAAUAUACUACAUCAAAUAACUUCAAAUUGAAACUAUUGCAACUUUAAUUAGAAUAUAAUUUUAAUUUCAACAAUUAUAAUUAAUUACAAUAAUAGAAAACUUAUUCAAUAAUUAGCUUAUUCAAACCAAUGGUUGAAGGCUGUGAAAAAGGUUGCUAAAGUGCAAUUUACAUUUUUAAUAUGUGUUUAGAUUGUAGGGAAAUGUCACCAUGUUCUAGAAUAACAAUAUUUUAAUGGAAAACAAAGGAAAGAGUAAAUAUAUAAAUACUUUUACAAUGAGAAAACCUCAUUAUAAUAAGCUCAUUUCCUGUUUCAUUAACCAACACCUCGGCAUUUAAAUUUACUUGAAGUAACCUAUUCCUCUUGUUUUUUUAUAAAAUUUACGAAAGGAAAGCUGACAGUCCCCAAGAGAACAAUAGCCCAACAAUCCAAACUAAAAAAUAAAUAAAUUACAAACAAGAUGAGAAUAUUGUACUUUAAUACAAACUUCACUGUUUUUUCUUGAUUUAUUUGUAAAUUGAGUUUGACAUCAUUGGCAUUUUCUUUCAAAAGCAGCUGUCAAUUACUAACAAAAUGAUGCAGCAAUUAAUGUCGUACUCUUCCUAAACAGGCAUAGUACAAACAUCACAAUCACUGCAUAAAUGCAGCACCGCAGUGGUUUUGAACUGUUUAAUAUUUACUAACAUACGGUUGGUACGCCAGCCUGAGAAAUGACAAUUUUCUUUAGAAAAAAACAGCAAUUUAAUUUAAAAUAUUUCAUUGGUUCUUAAAUUUAUUCAUCUCAAAAAUUAGAUGUGUAUUGGAUUUAUGAAAUUUUGAAAUCAAUGAUAGAUAAUCAGCGGACUUAAUUUGUUGAUAAAUAAGUAUGGUAUCUAAUCUAACUUGAACUUAUUUCAGGAUUUUUAACAAAAAUGAAUCAUUCGAAAUGCCUUUAAAAGAACAUUAAAUUUAUUAAUUCAGAUCCGGUAUUAUAUUUAAUAAUAUUUGAUAUGAGCAGUUAUUAGUUUUAUAUUUAAAAAUAACAUAGUACAUACCUCUGUUCAAUUAAAAUGCUUUCUAGAAAAUGUAAAAUAUGAAAAUAAUCAUGUUACAAACUUAUUUAAAAGCAAAUUUAACAGAUUAAAAAAAAAAAAAAAGCUGUACUUAUUUGUAAAUUCAGUAUUUAUUUUUGGAUUUUAGCACCAUUUAGUUUUGAGUAAUAAAUUUUAAAUGCGUAUUUUACAUUUUAUGACCAUAAAUCUGUUUACUUUUAAUAGCCAUUAUUUAAUUUUAGCCAUGCCUAUUUCAGUCUUUGAUUACUUAUUGUAUAAAAAUUCGUUCACAAAUAUUGUGAAGUGCUAAAAAUAAAUAAUGGAUAAUAGAACUUCAAUGAUUAACAAGUGCAGAAUUUUUUUUCGAUUUCCGCGAGUCAUCGACAUGUUUAAAAUAAAAUUUAAUCAUUCUGAUAUUAUCAAUAUUUUUUUAUAUCAUUCCUACUGCUAUAUUAAAACGAUGGAUGAAUUAAGUUGAUUUUUGCCUAUUUUUAUUGAGAUACUUAAAUAUACAAAUGUACAUUUGAAUUAAUAUGACAUACAUUCAACUAAGACUGAAAUUGUGUUGUAGUUUGGGGAUGGUGAACUGAUGUCACCCGACUAUAUAUCGCACCUUUGGAAUCAUAGAAAUUCAUUUCCAAAUUUUUAAAUUUCAACUUUAAUUCAAAAAUGUACUUAGAACGACCCUUUUCAGCGACUACUAAUAAAAUGUCCAAAAGCAGCAUAAAAGGUACAAACUUAUCCAUCGGUCUCUUUCACUUUGUCCCCUUCCUCAACGUCUUUUCGGUUUGGAAACUUUAUUCGAUCUUUUCCAAAAAACACAUUUUUUGAGUUGGGUUUAUAAUUCUAAAGGUGCGAUAUGGUCACUGAACAAUUUUAGUUCAUAACUAAUUUCACUAUGAUGAAUUACGAACAAAAGCGAUUGAGCUGUAGCCGUAGACGAACGUAUAUAAUUAUGUCAAUUUUAAAGAUGAAUUUUAAUUCACUUAUAAAUUGAUUGCCGGUGACUAAUUCAGCGUACAUUCUGCUAAUUACAUGAAUACUUAGUUUAAAAUGUAAAUAAAAACGCAUGAAUAACAAUGAAAGUAACAAUGUAUUUUUAUCAUGCUGAAAAUUGUCGAGAUAAAGCGAACUUUUAGGGUGCCAUUCCACCGGAGCGGAGAAACGGAGAAAUAUUAACCAAUAAGAUUGCACAAAAUCAUUUUGCAAUCUUAUGAUUUUGAUUUUGUGCAAUCUUAUUGGUUAGUAUUUCUCCGUUUCUCCGCUCCGCUCCGGUGGACAGGCAGCCUUAAAAUUGUAUUGUCGUAGAUCCAUGCGUGUGCAAAUUUUCAAAUUAAUCGCACGUCUUGAGAUCGGUGAAAAUAACGUUUAAAAAUUACACUACGUGUUACACCAAGCUAUUAACAACGUGUUAAAAUAACGGCUGCUAAAAAAUGUUACUAUUUAGUUUAAUUUAGGCAAUUUUAUUUUUCCGAUAAUCACAAAGUCCAUACCGCGUUUAUGGUCAUUUAAAAUUUUUUGGUAUGUAAAUCUAUAAAUGUUCGCCAUCCCCAUUGUAGGUUGUAAAUGUGAAAUUUAAAAAGCAAUGUAUAUUUUUAUUACACCUUUAUAUGUAAUUUAUUCGCCAUUUUUUAUUAUUUGGUUCGUAAAAAAAUAUGUAUUUUUUAAAUCAAUUAUCAUUAUAUUAACAGGAAUCUGGCUGGUUGUGGUUUAAUUCACUAAAUAUGUGUUCUGAAGUUUUCCAUGAAACUAUGUACAUAUUAGUAAAUUAUAAUAUUCACUAAGGAAAAAUGUGAAGCAUAUAAAGCUUGUUUUGUAGUUUUUUAAGCUUCACAUUUUUUCCUUUUCGAAUUCAUUUUUCAUAUUUUAUGACAUUAACCUAGUCACAAAUAUGUACAACAAUAAUAAUUAUUUAAUAAAAUAAGUUAAAUAUCUUGUAACGUAAUAAAAUUAUGUAAUAAUAACACUUGAACAACUUUCAAUUUACAGAGAUAUUUUGAAAAAAAAAAGACAAAUUAUCUAUUGUAUGUACAUAAUAUAUGAGUCGACUAUUAUCAAAGGCGGCAAUCUGACUUUUGGACAAUGAUUGGUAAAUCAGAAAAACGAAUUAUUGACUUUGUAUUCCAUUGGCAGUCACAAAACUCUUCGGAACGACAUCUUAGAUAAAUAACAGGUUAACUAUUAACCUUUAUUUAAUGCAGGUUUUGAACCGUAUUCUUUGAAGGAGACGAUUAUAUUCAAAUAAAUCUGUAUUGACAUAUCAAUAAAAAAUUUUUGUCCAAAUGUACAGAUUGCCGCCUUUGAUAAUAGACGACUCAUAUGUCGGGCAUUACAUGAACUUACAUGAGUUAUCCAACGAGUAACAGGUUAAUUUAGAUUAUUGAGAGAUUCUUAAAAGUUUGCUUGAGAAUGAAAUAUAACAAUAUAUUCAAAAACGGUUAUUAGACAAAACAUUUAAACCUAAUUCUAUCAGAGUUAUAGAAUCUUCAUAUAAAAAUAACAAUUAUGUACUGAAAAUAAUAAAGUUACGUUUUCAUAUUUUAAA
Molecule: messenger RNA, 4476 nt
Organism: Bombyx mori (domestic silkworm)
Lineage: Eukaryota; Metazoa; Arthropoda; Insecta; Lepidoptera; Bombycidae
Product: post-GPI attachment to proteins factor 2
Exons: 3
Coding region: 114-869 (251 amino acids)
Biological process (GO): GPI anchor biosynthetic process
Cellular component (GO): endoplasmic reticulum membrane; Golgi membrane
Source: RefSeq, a predicted model, not a curated record